Messenger RNA from Fusarium sp. VM40, 783 nucleotides. The record is from the annotation of a GenBank genome assembly. NCBI's taxonomy places the organism in Eukaryota, Fungi, Ascomycota, Sordariomycetes, Hypocreales, Nectriaceae.
AUGCUGCCACUUUCUAUGUGGUGGUCUCUUGCUGCUGUAGUCCUUUCUCAAGGAGUUGCUGCUGUAACACCAUCUGCUCUCACAACAAUAGCAAGCUUCUCCAACAACACCUUCAUCGAGAACAUUGCUGUUCGGGCAGAUGGCCAUAUUCUCCUCAGCACGCUCGGUGAAAUCUCACCAGCGGCUGUCUUCACAGUUGACCCUAGACAUCCGAGCAGGAUUCCAGCUUAUUACACAAGCUUUCCGGCCCCUGUUACUGGACUGACAGGCAUCACCGAAUAUGCCAAGGGAAGGUUCGCUGUUAUCGCAGGGACGUGGAACGUGACCACUCGUCGCGGCAAGGGGUUCGAGAUUUGGGCCAUGGAUACAACCGUGGAGCCGCCAAGGACUCAGAAGCUCGCCAACAUUAGGGAUCCUAGCAUCACGGCUUUAAACGGGACAAUUGUCCUACCAAGAUGCCCCAAUACUAUCCUUAUUGCCGAGUCUAACAUUGGAGGAGUCUACAGUUUCAACAUCAAGACUCGCAAAAUACGCAAAGUUAUCCAGGAUCCAUCCAUGUCUCCUUCAGGCCUUGCUUCAAACAUGGGUAUCAAUGGAUUGAGGAUAUUUGAGGGCCAUCUUUAUUAUACAAACUCAGCCCAAGGAACCUUGAACCGAAUGGCGAUCGACGACAUGGGUUAUAAACUUGGUGACCCUAUGGUACUGUGGCGCCACCCGCCCACUGAUGGUUCUACUCAAGAUGACUUCAUCAUGGAUCUUCUGGGGCUAAAAAGUAGAGACUGA